CGUUUUGCUGCGCACUUCAGCAUAAGUAGCGUGUUACUGUGAGCAGCGGAAGUUGUGUGGGCACAGGCUGGCUGCACGCUUGUUCAUUUCGUAGUUGGGAGUUAGCCGGACCGCAGUGCCAACAUGUCUGCAUCUUUCAGAAAAGCACUGAAGUCCAAGCAAAAAAACCACCAAGAGCGGUCCCAGGUGAGGCCGGGCGUGCUAUGAGCCUUAUUAGCAGCAGCCAUUCAGUUAGAAAGCAUGAGUUUUAAUAGCACUGCCAUACAGGGAGAAGUUAAUCAUUAAUCUCGUAUAAUUCAUUCGAUUAAUCAACUUCACACCAAAUGAGUGGAGCUCCCAUCUUCCCUUAAAUAAUAAUAAUGUCUAUGGAAAGUCAUGGUGCAGAUUAAUUUUUCACAAGUGCCAUCACUUACAGGUAUCACUGACAAGUACCUCCUGCGAUCUACAGUUUGAUGGAUAUAGAUUUGAAGUUUCCAUAUGUUACUUCCACCUGUCCUCAUGGUCAACCAAGGUGUACACACUAGCUUGUCCUCUAUAUUAUCAGAGAUUUACACAUCUUUGGCUUAUUUGGGUCCUCCAUUUAAAAAAAAUCACAGUAAAUUUACUAGGGAUUGGAAACAGACUAGGAAAAUGAGAGCUAAAUCCUAUAUUAUUGAACAAGACAUUACACACUCUCCCGGUUAUGGGAAACUUUCAUUUGUAAUAUGCCUUGUUCUGUUCUUUGUAAAAUUGUAAUGCAGUCUAGGGCUCAUGAAAUGCGUAUCAAUAUCCUAACUUAUCUGUUAUGUAUCAUAGAUUUGGAAAAUGCAGUACAAACUUGCAGAAUAAUUAUGUUACACACAUUAUAAAUAUAUAUGGAGUUACUUGUGGGGGAAAAAAAAAACAACAACCUUAAAAGCCCCAGAUCAUUCUAGUGGUUUAUUUCACUUUAUUUAAUUUGCUUAUUUCUUAUGCAUUGUCCCAGCUGUAUUCUUUCACAUAGACCUUUUUGUUUGGAUAUUAUUUUAUUGUAAAUAUUAUCACCCUGGUUGAAAUUGACUCUCGGAGCUUCCGGUCAUUGAGCAAACCAGAGAUACUGAACUGUAACCGUUCAGGUCAGAAUAUGGCAAUUUACUAAACAGAUGUAUCAAACUGCUUUUAUACUGGCAAAUAUCCAUAAUUUUUUCCCAUGCUGUGUAAAUGCGCACUCAGCUUGGGAGAACUCUGCAAAAAGUCAUGUGCCGUAAACUGAUCAUCUUAUUUAGCACUUCUACUCAUAUGUUGAACUGUGGCUGCUGGCUGAAUUGCUGUAUCUCUUAUCCCCUGGACAUGAUUGAUGAAGUCUCUACCUGGUAUGGAAAUGGUCUACCUGACUACUUCUGCUUGUAUUGUACUAGCAGGCGCCAGAUGAACUGCUGAGGUCACAUUCACCCCAUGAGGUUUCCUUCACUGUUAACCAGUUAGCUAUGUCUGAUGCUUUUUUUGUGUGUGUGUGUUUUGUGAAACAGUGUAAUUUAUUGUGUUCUCCUUUAGCCUGGCUUCAGAAAAAAUUUGGGAAUCUUGGAAAAGAAGAAAGAUUAUAAGCUUCGAGCUGAGUGAGUCGACUUUUUUUUUUUUUUUUUCCUGUUCAUUAUUAAAUAAACCCACUCCUGUUGAUAUCUGUAGUUAUGAUGAUCAACUUGCCAUAUGGUUGCACAUCAAGAAACUGCUCUGCAAUAGUUUGAGAGGCAAAUGUUUAUCACCAUUCCAUCCAAAAUACAAUUAUGCAUUAAUUUUGUUCUGUGUAAAUGUAAAUCAUUACAGUUGAUCCACACACUAUAAGUGCGUCCCUCAUCAUAAGUUUACAUAAAGAUUAAAAAAAUUUACUGUACAUUUUGAAAAUGUGUUUACAUUUUAUUAACCUUCCGUUUUUGUUUUAACCACCACAUGAUAUUCUUACACAAUCCAUAAUCCUUCGAUUGUAUUUAUGCAUAUGCUCAAGUACAGUGUAGAUCUUCAUUUGUCUCUCAUUUUGUAUUCAAACAUAUGUUGAAGUACACUGGUGACAGAGCUCCUGGCAUUCAUAAUUGCCAAGAGUGUAGUGUGAAGAUGACCCUUCCAGAUUCUUUAAAGAGAUUCUAUAGUGUUAGGAAUACAAAUCUGCAUUCCUAUAAAUAUAGUGCCAUCUGCCCCCCAGCACACAAAGGGUUAAAAAUCCUUUUGUCAAUUACCCGAUUCCAGGGCCGAUGACACUCCUUCCCCCCUCCCCCCCGCCUUCCAACUCAGACGGGUGGACCUAACGUGCAUACUUGGCAAGCACCACUGGUGCAUUAGGUCAUCCCCAUAGGAAAGCAUAGGCUCAUUGAUUUCCUAUGGGGUUUUUACUGACACUGGAUGUCCUCAUACAGAGCAUGAGGAUGUGAGCAUCAUAUAACGGAGUCAAACUCUGUUAGAAUCCAGGAAAAGCCUCUAUUGGCUGUCUUAUACAGUCACUAGAGGCAAUCUUAAUCCUGCAAUUGUUUUACAUUGCCGAAGUAAAGGGGACAAGGACACACUGCAUCCAUCCACUUCAAUGAGAAGAAGUGGUCUGUGUGCCUGUAGUGUCCCUUUAAUUCAAUAAGGAGCAGUCUGUUGCUGAAUAUUUUCUUCUUCUGAGCAAGAAAUGCAAUAUACAUUGACCUUAAAUGAUCGCUAAAGUUACCCAUGUAACAUCAUCUCAAUGAAAUGGCCUUGGUGCAGUGUUCCUGUCCUUCUUGCCUUGCAAUGUAAAACAUUGCAGUUUUUAAGAAACUGCAAUGUUUACAUUGCAAGGUUAAAUCCUUCUCUAGUGGCUGUCAUUUUGACAGCAACUAGAGGUGCUUCUGUGGCACUGACUGUGUAAAACUUGAUCAAGUGACGCGGAAGCCUCCAUAAGAAAGUAUUAAUUGUAAAAGCAGUGUUUGCUGCCUAUGCACUCUUUUAAAGGAGCAUUGGAUUGGUCAUUGCUGGAAGAGGCCAUGCCUCCCCUGUGAUGUUGUGGGAGGCAGAGAGGUAAGGGACACUGGGGGAGUCUCGGCACUGGGAAAAGGUAAUUAAAACUUUUAAUGUAUUUUAUACGGUACUGUUUUUAAAUAAGGACAGGAACACUAAAGCAUUAGGAAUUUGUUUGUAUUCCUAAUGCUUUAGUGUGCCUUUAAAUUAACUUAAGGACAGGGCUUCUCCAAACAUUCCUCAAUGGCCAUCUCAAUUCUACAAAUUAUGAAUUACCCAGCUAUGCUGUAAUGGAGGUAUAGAUAAACUAGGGCAGCUGCUGGUGCUUAAAGACUGACAUGAAGAUUCUAUUAAACUGAGCCAGAAGUGCAUUGAGAAGCUCUGAUCUGCUUAACCUCAAGAUUCAGUUCAGGUAGUUGCAAGAUAAACUUUUAAUGUUUCAAAACAGAGACUAUCGGAAGAAAAGAAAUACACUCAAUGCCUUGCGUAAGAAAGCACUCGAGAAGAAUCCAGAUGAAUUCUAUUUUAAAAUGACAUCAUCAAAACUCCAGGUAAGUUAUCCUUGGUAAACUCAUGUAUUACAGGUAAGAGCUUUACCCUGUGGCAGGAUAUAUAUGUAAAGUAAAGCUUCACCUAUACGUUAUGUACAAUAUAUCCAUUGUAUAUUGUUUUUAUUGCUUCUGCUGUUUAUCAUUGUCAGUUAUGUUUUGUGCAUUAUAAACUUAGGUUUCAGUGAGCUGGGGAGAGACUUCCUUCAAAGCACGGGAGAAAUUUAUCAAAGUGAUCAGAAGUAUUAAAAAUGUGGCUAUCACCAUGGAAACCAGCUCUCACAUUGCAUUAGUAACUCCUUCACUGAUCAUCUCCUUUAAUGAGCAUGGCUGGGUGUUUAGUGUUAUGGUUUCCUGUUCCUGUCGGGCACCACCGUCCUUCAUCUGGUCCUUUUCAUCUUCUGGCACUUCAGCUGCCAUGAGCUGAUAUCCGCUCUGUACUCUCUCUCGUGUACUUGUGAGAAUACUGCAUUGAGGUCUAUUGAAAAUCCCACAAGACUGUGGGAUCCUCCAUAGAAAGCGCUCUUUUUCCCUACAGACAUUUAUGGUGAUGGCUGGGGGAAAAGGUUAAACUCACAAAAGGUAAUUCCGUUAAGUAGGGGCAAAAUACUGAGACACAGUGGUUCCUAUUUUGUCAGUUCUUUUGACUGGGUUGGCAUUUGUAUGCAUUUUACUUUAUAUUUUGUAAUACAUAAGAAAAUUAAAUGCUAUGUGUAUACCAUCGUUGUAGCAGUAUGGGUUUUGUGUCUUGCCUGCUGAUAUUACUUCAAAUAAAAUCUUUAAAACAAUGAAAUUGUUUAAAAAAAAAAAACAAACAAAAAAAACCAACAAAAACCCCCAAAACACCACAGGUUUUUAUACUCACUAGUGUUAAAUGUUAACAGAAUCAGGCUCUGGGAUGCUUACCCCACUAUUCAUAUUAUUGUGCUACCCUGUGUUGCCACAUGUUUCAGUGGGUCAUUCUUGAAUAACUGGGGGCUGGUACAUCUGUGCAAUAUAUUGGAAGAAUAUGGUGUAGUGUAUAUAUUGGAGUCUUUACUCUUGGUUGUUAGAGUUGAGUUGAAUCACAAAAACAGGUGAAUUGUUCAAUCUCCCAUGACUAUUUUCUAGUUAACCUUUAGUUUGCCUGUGUUUUUUUUUUAUUACACAUUUGCAAGGAAUGUAGUUCUGAAUGUAUGUUUGCUUGUUGAUUUCUGUAAAGGAUGGCAUCCAUGUGAUAAAACAGCAGACAGAAGAAACUACAGAUGAACAGUUAAAGGUGAUGAGGACACAAGACUUAAAGUAUGUGGAAAUGAAGAGAGUUUCAGAAGCCAAGGUUAGUCAUCUUAGGGAAUGGAUUGUGGUAUCCCCCUUCUUUGAAGGAUAUUGUUGAUGAUUAAUGUAAUGUUCUUGUGAGUCAUUUACAUGAUUAUGUAACUGGGGAAAGAAGUACAUUCAAUAUUGCUCAUUCUGUUUAAAAUACAGGCCUCAUGCUUAGUAACCUCACUGGUGAAUGGUACAAUGUAAUCUAUAUUGGGUAUAUCAAACACAUUACAUUGAGUGAAGUGCUUAUUGUCCAUUAGAAUAAUGCACUUGUUUAUAUUAACAAAAUGGCACAACUUUUGUUUUUUUUUUUGUCUCUACUUUUGAGUAGAUUUGAAAUUUCAUUUUUUUUUUUUAAUAUAUUUAUAUGUUCAGACAAGGAUAGUAAAACAAAUAUAAAAAUUAUAGACUAGUGCUAAGAGUUCUUGGGCAUAUAAACCAUAGGCAGUGAAAACACUCUAUUCCCCAACAAGGUAUAAGCAAAUAGUACAGAAACCGGUUGCAGCAGUUAAAACCAAACUAAUAGAACAAAACAUAGAAUUAAUAAGUCACUAAAAAUAAAUAAUUAAUUUACAGAGUAUAAUCCAAAUUUUCUUCUAGUGGCCUGAGUUCUUAAAUAAAUUUAUUUCUAAUUUUUUAUUUUAUUUAUUUAUUUUAAAUUUUGUCCUCAUUGGGUGUAUAUGUGGAUAAAAGAGAGUAUUAGUAUUUGGUACACUGGAUGGAUAACAGACUACAAAGUGCUUAAGUGCCCACUCACACAUUCUAAGUUUCAUACUUGCUCUAGUAGUGUUGGUAUAUGGUGGCAUUAUCCCCACCAGUGGAUAUAUGCAUAGGUAAAGUCACUCUUUUAGGUCACAACAUGUAAUGACAGAGUAAAAUCCAGUUGUGCAAUAUUGUAAAUAUAGGGUACAUACAGUGCCAAAAAAUACAUAGAAAGUGCACUCACAAGUGUAGAGCUUUAUAUUAAAGCUCACAUUUGCUAGCACAGUAUGUCUGUGUGUGUUAAGAGUCCAGGGGCCCCUACUGCUACUCGGUGCAGAGAGGAAUAUACCUUGGAAUAUCGCACACCUUUCUGGAAUACUACCAUCAGAUCCUUGGUUGGGAUUGUUACACUUGCACUACAAAUACAGAGCAAAUCAAUUGCUCUAAAAAUUGUGAGUACCUUUUUAUUUUUUUUUUUAAUUUUUUUAUUUUUUUAUAUAUACCUCUUUUUCCAUAUGUUGCUGGAGAGUAAACUAUAUGUGAAGAUGAUGCCACCUUACACUUGGAAAUUUGAGAUUUAAAGGGACACUAUGGGUAUCAAAACUGCUUAACAUCAAACAAGCUGUAUUAGUGUAUAGAUAAAGCCCCUGCUGUCUCACCAUUCAGUUCUCUGCCAUUUAGGAGUUAAUCACUGUAGUUUCUGUCUAUGUAGCCCUAGCCUCAACUCCUUUUGGCUGUCACUUACAGUGAUUUAACUCCUAAAUGGCAGUGAAACUGCAGAGUCAUUAAGUUAGUUAUUUUGGUGCCAACAGAGUCCCUUUUAAAGGACCACUAUAGACACCCAGGCCACUUCAGCUCAAUGAAGUGGUCUGGGUGCCAGGUCCCCCUAGUUUUGACCCUGAAGCUGUAAAUGUAGCAGUUUCAGAGAAACUAUGUUUACAUUGUGGUUUAAUCCAACCUCUAGUGGCUGUCUCCCUGACAGCCAAUAGAGGCCGCUUCCUUGAUUCUCUUGCAACGCAUGCGCAUUCAGAGCUGACGUUUGCACAUUUGGAUUUUACGCUUUUCACUUCCUGUUCCAUUGUGACCUUACCUACACCUAUAUCCACUAGUGGGGAUAAUACAGCUACACACUAACACUACUAGAGGUUGUAUAAUGGUUCUGACAUGAGUGGGCACUUAUGCACUUUGUUGUCUGUUUGCCAUCCAGUUUACUAAAUACUAUACUAAUAGUUGGAUAUCUUUUUUUUUUUUAUUUAAUUUUUUUUUUUAAUGCUCAUUUGCUCCCUCAUUUGUUGAGGCGACUAGAAUUUUUUUUUUAACUCUUCUCUGUAUAUAAUUUGUUCUUUUUAUUAACUUCUUAUUUAAUAUUUUGUUCUAUUUGUUUUUUAACUGGCGCUCUGUCACUUUUUGGAAUCUUUGUAUAUUUUGUAAAGACGUGACAUACCUGCAUUUGGUGUGUGACAAAAAACACAUACCAGUACACAAACUUUGUUAUAUGCUUUUUAAAUUUUUUUUUGACCUAAGGAGUUAGGAUCAUCUUGCCUGGAUAUAUUGAGGUUUCCGUAAAUAUCUAACUAAAACUUGCUGUGCCCCAGGUCACUAAUAUGGUUAUUUUAUUUAUUACUGGCAUUUAUAAAGUGCCAUCUUAAACCAAGUAAAAUAAAAACUGGUGGUUUUGCAAUACUAAUGGAGGUAAUCACAAAAUGUUGGAAAAUGUAAAAACGGUCAAGCAACCUAUGCUGGACACUUGAGUUCAAUUAGAGUAAACAACUUUAGUAGAAUUAAAUCAUUUUGGUGUACAGAUCAGGCCCCUGCAAUCUCACUGCUCACCUCCGUGCAUGUGACUUGCAUAGCCUUCUUAGAUCCCUUUUUUUUUUUUUUUCUUCAUUAAAGACUGUGUGAGCCACACCAAGGAGAUGCAGCUAGUGCUGUUUGGACAGAAACCAAAAUGAUUUAACACCUAAAUGACAGCGAAUUGAACAGUGAAACUGCAGGGAUAUAAUCUAGAUGAUCACUGAGGGACAUGCUUUCUAAUUACAGAAAAUAGAGCGGCUGAAAUCUGAGCUACAUCUCCUGGAUGCUGAAGGAAGUCAGAAAAACAAACAUACAUUCUUCUGUGACACCAAGAAAGAAGGUAGGAAGCUGAGCUAGAUGCUGCUAUUUUUGUGAAUCUGAUUUAAUGUUUCAUUGUGUGCAUUGAUUAUUUUCUUGUUGAAGCAGUCUGUUAUUGAGGAUUGGGUUGGCUGCAGUCUAAUAAUUUUGUUGGGCAUUGAAAUCUGCUCAAAUCGAAAUUAAUGCUAUCUUGAAUAUAAAAUUCAGAUUUAUUUUUGGAUUUGGUAGUAUUGGGGGCAAGAUCACUGGUAUAUGAAGGGUAUGAGGGAAUAUGGUAUCUUGUAUGUCCACACAAGUUUGUUUUUAAACAAAAAUACUAUGAAACUUAUAAAUACGCCCUGGUACAACCCGUUGCUAUGUGUAGUCACUGAAUUGGUUGGCUAAAGUCCAUUUAUGUGCUUUGGAUCACACGUCAUGUCUGAGUUACUUGGUAAAUAACCCCAAAAUGUUGAAAAAGCUAAUAAUCAUUUUAAAGGACCACUUAAGGCACCCAGACAUUAUCUGAAUUAAGUGCUCAGGGUGCAGUGACCUUGUAGUUUUAACCCUGCAAUGCAAAACACUGCAGUUCUAUAGAAACCUCAAUGUUUCUGAGUAAAGUGUCACUUUCGUGUUUGGGAACUGUCAAGCGUGGUCAUCAAUCAAAUGAUGUUCAUAGAGGAAUAAAAAAAAAAAAAAAAAUCUAUAUUAAAGGGAAGCAUCAAAAUAUAAUUCGAUAAUUGUGUCUGUAUUGGUUACUGCUGAAAUCUGUCCCGUCAUCUGUAGAAUGGAAUAUAUUUGCUGUCCAACUUCUUGGUUAGUGUGUGUGUGUGUGUGUGUGUGUGUGUGUAUGUGUGUAUAUGUAUAUGUAAUAAAUGCAGUGUGUUAUUUCAUUGUACUAAAUCUAUAUAUAUAUUUUUUUCUUUAGUACAGAAAUUUGACUUGGCUACACAUCUAAACACCGCACCGGAGUUGGUUAAUAGAGUGUACAAUAGACCUACCAUAGACACAUUAAAAAAGAAGACCAUAAUAGGAGCUGCUCAUGCUGGACAAUUAAAGGUGUGUUUUUAUUCUGUUUGGGUAGUAAUGUAAACCUGAAGAAAUGAUACAGAAGAAUUACUGAUAAUCUCUUGGUUACUUUGAAAGAUGUGGUUUUGUUUGGGCAGGAGAGCAGGAUGAGAAAUUAUCAUGUAAAUAGAUGAGAAUUGAUUGAAUUACAUACAUGAGGAGAGUGGGGGAGUAAGUUACCUACUUGCUAGUGAGCAGCACAUGGUUCCCAUAUAUUGGACAUGGUUUUUAUACAAGCUCCCUGUUUUAAAAAUGACAGGCAAUAACAUGGAUCUGAAGGACUGAAACACUUGCUCCUUAAAGGUGGCCACAUUAAUCACGUGCAAGGGCCAUGUAUGUGUUGCUUACAUUAAUAAUGUCAGUUGUUCCAUGAGAGUCUGUAUGGUGGGCAUAUAGAAGCAACAAAUCCAGUCUUUUGAACAGCUGCCAGUGUAAAGUUAAAAGAAAGAGAUCAAGUUUUUGUUUGAAUAGUGACUCAGCAAGAACCAAAAUGCACAACAUUUUGAAAUUUGCACCCCCUGCAUCCUAACUUACAGUGCUAGAAGAAAGUGUGUGAGUGCCUUAUGUGGUGUGAUCAAUUAGGCACGUAUGACUAAGUGGUUAAGGAUUAUCAGGAUUUUUGUUGUUUUUGAACUAUGUUCUAAAUGCUAGAUAAAGAAACUAUCAAGGGGUAAGACCCAUGUGGGAUAGGUUACAGUGAAUUUAAACUGAUUUUUAUUUUGCUGAAUUUAGAGCAGUUUGAAUCAUUAUUUUCUACAGAGAACCAAUAAUAUCUGUUGGCUUGUGUGGGAGUAAUGAGUAGAAGUUGUAACUUUUUUAUUUUUUUUUUUUAUUUUUUUUUAUUUUGUUAUAUUCCAUGUAAAAGAAACUGAGGAAACAAAGAAAACAACAGUAUGAAAUCCUGAAGCAGCGAAUUGAGCGAGAGAAGAAACUGUUUGUCAUCUCUCAGAAAAUACAAACACGCAAAGAUCUUCUGGUAAGAAACAGAGCCUGAGGUGGCAAUGAAAAGCAGCAAUGGAAAAGGUUUUACACCAGCCCUAUCAUAUUUUGCACCACUAUAGUAGAUAAUACAGGUGGGAAGAAAAACUUAAAUUGAAAAAGAUUUUUUUCCAAACAUGAACGAGUGCACACAUAGGUUUACAGAAUACAGACUACAGAAUACAUCCAACAUUUCAAAUCCUUUACCUUGACUUGUUUUGGGAUGUCUGUUAAUGCUACACAAAUGACUGGCUCUGGGAAAAUAUAUAUAUAUAUAUAUAUAUAAAGGACUUUAUUAUAUAUAAUUUUCUCUAUCUCUCAAAGUAUUCCUGCACUCACGCUUGAAGUGUCUCUUAAAGACCGGGUGCUAGCAAGCCAUGGCUAGUUUUAUGUAGCCAUCCAAAAUAGGCAGGAGCACCCACUUGUUAAAAGUCCAAAAUGUAUUCGAAAAUCUUUAAAAAAAAAAUAAUCAAAGAUCCUGAUGAAAGUCCUCUAUGCAGAGCUGAAACGUUGAUCGGUUUUUAAAGAUGUUCUAAUAAAGUUUGGACUUUUAACAAGUGAGUGCUCCUGCCUAUUUUGGAUAGUAUGUGUCUAUAGGUGUGUGUUUGUGUUUUUUUUGUUUUUUUUUUAUAUUCACAUUCAAUGGUCCGUGUAAACACUGCAUACUCUUGCCUUACAAACGGCACGGGCAAGUACUUUCCUUUUUGUCUCAUCAUACAAGUGUCAACCACAAGGAUAUGAUGUAUGCUUAUGGCUUUUUAGCUCUGUGUAUUUUGAUGAGAAACUGCCUACCUCUGCUCUGUGUCUAGCCAUCACUUUCAGGUACAUUUCUUUAAAAAUAUAAUAUUUCACCACAGCAGCCAGUUGACUUCAGGCUACAACUGCCCACUGGAAAAUGUCCUGUUUUUUUGUGGUUGGCCAAUUUGGAAAGUUUCCGCUGUGAUUGCAACUCAUUUUUUUUUCCUGUGCAGAGAAAAGGGCGCUAACCUACAGUGGCAAGGAAUCGUCCGUGAUCCUUUUAGAAAUUAUUGCAUACUGUCUUAAACUUUGGUUUGAUCAUCUAAGUUAGUUAUCUGCAAACGCAAUCUAUUUUAACGAAUAACACACAUGGUUCCAUUGUUCUUGUAAAUUAUUGGAUAUAUCAUUCAAACAUUCAUGGUGUAGGCUGCAAAAGGUAUUUGAAACCUUAGACUAAUGACUUUAACAAAAGCAAAUUAGAGUUGGAAAUUGGCAAACCUGGUGUUCAGUUAAUGAAAUGAGAUUGGAAAUGUGGGUCAGAGCUACUUUGACUUAUAAAAAGCAGGCAAACAUUUUGAGUUUUCUAUUCACAAAAAGCAUCUGUUGCUGUAAACCAUGCAUCACAAAAAAGAUCUCCCCCAAGAAUCGUUGUAUUACAUAAAGCCAGAAAUGGUUACACAACUCUCUCAAAGAGCUUAAACACUCUUGUGCCUGGUGUUGGAUAAAUUGUAUAUAAAUGGAUCAACUAGAUAUUGAAUCCAAGUAUUCACAGCACUGUGAAUGUUUCAUGUGAUGUGUUCAAUAAACACAUGGAAGAUUAGAAUUGUGUGUGUAUUGCUAGCUUAAGCAAAUUGUGUCUUUCUAAUUUUGUGCGAGAGAUUUUAUGACCAGUCCAAGAAGAAAAUCAACCAGUCCAUAGGUUUCACGUGUUUUUUUUUUUUUGUUUUUUUUUUUGCCACUGUAAGCUGAUUUUUAAUUUUAUUUUAUUGUGAUGUGACUGAGGAUAGUGAAGAAUCUAUAGUCUGUUGGGUAUGAUGAUGUAAUAUCAAAAUCUUUUGACCAAGGAAAAACUUAGAAAAACUGGCAUCGGGCAAUAUCGGGAAAUAGACUCUUUUUGUAGGGUGUAGCAAUGGCAUCUGCUAUAUAGGUCAGAAAACUGGCUGUGGUUUACAACUCUUGGUGCCCUUCUACAGCAUUAUUAAAGGAGGAAGCGAGGAAAUGAAAGGUUGUUGUGUUUUUUUUUGUUUGUGUGUUUGUUUGUUUUUUUUGGGGUGGGGGAGCCUAUUCUCUUUUUUUUUUUUUUUUUUCAACUGUACCUGGUAAAUAUUUCUAGUGGAUAGUGCCCCAUUAAGUAUUCACUGAGCUUUGUUAGUGAAUAUAAUUUGAGAGGUACCCCACAAGCUAGAAUUUGGCUUGUACCUUUCAUAGGGCAAUAAGAAUUUGCCCCAUUGUGAAUGGUUGCAAUGUCUAUACUAAUAGCUUGAGAAAGAAUGGGACAAGCUUUGCACCUUGCUGUGAAACAUGACUUAGAAAGAUAGUGUGACGGACCGCCUGGCACUGCGAUCGAGUUCCUCCACCAAUCGAUGCUCCUAGUGCUCACCGAGGAAUUCCAGCACUGCAGACCCAAUUUCCAGCGAUGCAGCUGCGCCAGGGUCUUGCUGUCCUUUACUUGCCCUGGACCCAAGACCAGGAUCCAGCUUUCAGUGGGCAGACCUCUCCUACUCCCAGAGAGUGUAGCAGGAACAGCUCUUAUAAGAGCUAGUGGUUAUAAUUCCUUUGGAGUAUAAUAAUAAAGCAAUCCCCAUGAUACAUACAGCCUCCCCCCCCACACACACACAUGAGAUGAGACAGUAUGUUGAGGGUAAGCAUGAACUCAAUUUUAAAGGUGCCAUACUGGCCUUUUAUGUAAGUUUCCCAACAAGGGUGACACCCAGAUGGACCUUGUUGGGCACAGGGACACAGUGAAUAAACCAAUAAAAACAGUCAUACAGUGGGACACUCCCAUACACAAACAAUAGAAUCUCUCCUCUUGGAAGAUAAUUGAAUCAGGAACUGUACUAGUCUAACCCAAUUAGCUCCAAGCACAGAAAAACAUACAACUUUAUGAAACCCCAAAAGUACCUUUAAAAACACAUAAACCCCCAUAAAAGUUACAUCCCCCUGGUAGCCCUGAUCUGGGUAAGCAAUAUAUCUAUAAAAAUCACCCAGAUCGGUUCAGGAAUUUCCUGGAAGGCAUAGUGUUGACCGACUGUGCACAUGGUCCUAUGCCCAAAACUGUUCCAGGGAAAUCAGUGCCAACAGUUGGUCAAGUUUGUUAGUCUUUUACAGUUUUCCCUGCAGGUCCUAUAGUCUGUUGGCAGGAGGCUGGCAAGCAGGCCCCUCCAAGUACAAGUGGCGAGGUUACUUUCGCCACAGAUAGGAUAUCAUGUUUAUUUGUUUUCUAUUUUAGUUUUUUCAUCAUUUUGUGCUUUAAAAAAAAAAAAAAAAUCCUUACUGGUAAUGAUCAUUUCUACUUUCUUCUCCUAGGACAAAAGAAAGAAGGUGAAGGUAAAGAAAGAAACUGUGAAUUCCCCAGCCAUUUACAAGUUUAAAAUGGAGCGCAAAAGAUAAUCGCAGCAGCAAAAACCACUGAUCAUCUCCUCCAAUGUCGAAGCCACUUGAAAUGAAUUGUUUUAUUUUGCCGUACUGUCUUCACACCACUCUAUCAGCUGCCUAGUAAAAACACAAAGACCUCUAACAACCUGCAUUCCUACAAUGGAGAUUUAAAAAAAAAAAAACUAUGUUAAAAAAGUAACAUACUAUAACCCCCUUGGAAGGGUAACCACAGAACUAAAAACUAUGAUUUGCGGAUAUUUUGGAACAGUUCACUUUGCAUUGCAACUUCAUGUUUUUAUACUUUGGAAAUUAGGUGUGGGUCGUUCAAUCCAAAACAAGCUCUUUCAUUUGAAUACAAUGAUUUCUUCAUUCAUGAGUACUGGGUGCAAACAUAAAGUAUAUCCUGUUCCAAGGCUGCCCACUGUGUAGAAAUCUAAAAAUUUUUUAUUUGCAACAUUAAUAAAUUGUCAUGAGGAAGCUGUUUUAUGGUGUUGCAUUACAUACUAACAUAUAUGUAUCUGAACUAUGACACAUCAAGCUGGCAGAAUGAAAUGAUUAUGAAGG
This is a messenger RNA of Pelobates cultripes (western spadefoot toad), 13511 nucleotides long. The record is from the annotation of a GenBank genome assembly. NCBI's taxonomy places the organism in Eukaryota, Metazoa, Chordata, Amphibia, Anura, Pelobatidae.